Molecule: messenger RNA, 5109 nt
Organism: Periophthalmus magnuspinnatus
Lineage: Eukaryota; Metazoa; Chordata; Actinopteri; Gobiiformes; Gobiidae
Gene: tmem117
Product: transmembrane protein 117
Exons: 8
Coding region: 205-1770 (521 amino acids)
Biological process (GO): intrinsic apoptotic signaling pathway in response to endoplasmic reticulum stress
Source: RefSeq, a predicted model, not a curated record
CUCUGUAUGGGACGAUGGCAGAGGAGGAUUAUUCCACUGUUUUGUCGUUUCCACACAACAACAGGUCGCACCGGUAAACCCCCGAUAACAGCGCUCUAGCACGCCGGGUUUGGGACACGUUUUGGGGGCGCGGAUGUGGCAGCUCAGCCCUGGACUGGAGGAGGAGCAGGUGUAGAGUGGCUGUGGUGGAGGGGUGCCUACAGGAUGGAUAUAGAUGCCUGUUUUCGAUAUUACUUCCAGCACCCAUGGUCGCGCCUCAUCGUGGCCUACCUCGUCACCUUCUUCAACUUCCUGAUCUUUGCCGAGGAUCCGGUCUCCCACAGCCAAACCGAAGCUCACAUGAUCGUCGUGGGCAACUGCUUCUCCUUCCUCUUCAACAAGUAUCCGGGCCUGGGCUGGAACAUUCUCAAAGUCAUCUGCUGGAUCGCUGCCAUCAUCACCGGACUGUUAGCCGGGAAGUUUAUAUUCCACCGGCAGCUUUUUGGCCGAUAUCUCCGUUUGAAAAUGUUUCGUGAGGACCAUGGCUCGUGGAUGACCAUGUUCUUCAGCACAAUCCUCUUCCUCUUCAUCUUCUCCCACAUCUACAACCUGUUCCUGCUCAUGGCCGGCAGCAUGGAGCCCCACAUGGUGACGGAGUACAUGGGCAUCCGUAAUGAGAGCUUCAUGAAGAUCGCCGCAGUCGGGACGUGGAUGGGGGAUUUUGUCACUGCUUGGAUGGUGACAGAUAUGAUGCUGCAGGACACGCACUACCCAGACUGGGGCCGAGCUGCAAGGAAAUUUUGGAAAAGGGGCAACAACCGCAUCGUCCUCUUCUGGGCAGUACUGAUCUCGCUGACCUCCGUGGUGGUCCUGGUCAUCAGCACAGACUGGAUCAGCUGGGACAAUCUGAACCGAGGCUUUCUGCCCAGUGAUGAGGUCUCACGGGCCUUCCUCGCUUCCUUCAUCCUGGUGUUUGACCUCCUCAUCGUCAUGCAGGACUGGGAGUUCCCACACUUUAUGGGGGAUUUGGACAUGAACCUUCCCGGGAUGUCCACCACUCACGUGAAAGUCAAACUGCCGGUGUGCAAACGGAUCUUUAAAGACGAGUACCACAUUCACAUCACAGGAAAGUGGUUCAACUAUGGCAUCAUCUUCCUCGUCCUGAUCUUGGACUUAAACAUGUGGAAGAACCAGAUCUUCUACAAGCCUUAUGAGUACGGACAAUACGUGGGUCCGGGCGAAAAGAUCUACACCGUCGAAGAACCGGAGACACUCGCCAACUUCAACCACUCCACUCUCACCUACGAGUGGCGCUAUAGCAACAUCGACCCACGCACCAACCAAACCUACGUAACCCGGGACAUGUUCCUGCACAGCCGCUAUGUGGGGGCUAGCUUGGACGUCAAAUGUUUAGCGUUCAUCCCCAGUUUAGCCGCUUUUGUACUGUUUGGAUUCUUCAUUUGGUUGUUUGGGAGAUUCCAGGACAGCGAGACAUUUACGGAAAACCCGGAUAAAUCUUACGAGAGGAUAAAGAGGAAAUCGCCAUCGGAGUACAGCUCUAAAGACAUGGGGACGACGCCCGAGGAACUGCACGCGACGAUGAUGGACAGUUUGAAAAAGUCGGGAACGCCGAUGCUGCUGUCCGUGGAUGGACCAAAUUUCGGGGCCACUCCUUCGACCAAUUCGACGAUCUCCAUGGAAACGCAAGAGACGCAUCCGAGUAUCGUGAUUGACAGCACAGAGCAGGACGAGCCAGCCGUGUUUUUUGAUGUACACAAACUGUCCCCGUAAGAAAUGACUGAAACUUUCAGUCCUAUGAGCGCACUGUUACAAAGGAAGAUUCACACGAGUUAAAAUGACUUGAAUUCAGAAUAUUAAUCUUUUAGCAGUUUGGGUGGGGACUAUUUAGAACUGAACAAAUACAUAUACAUUAUAAUACAGUUUUAUCUGAUUUCUCAACUUUUAAUGGGGGUUAAAAGCUAUGUAGCAAUGCAUGACUAUAACCUAUGUAUAUUUUUUUAUAACCAUUGAAAUCACGUUAUGUUCCACUUCACUUUUGCUUCCAUUUCAGAAUUUUGAAUUUUUACAAUUUGUUAAUACAUUUUUUUAAAGGGAAAAAAACACAUUACUGGCUCAAAAUGUUGCAUAAUUAAGAAAAUAUAUUUUAAAUAAGUCAAAUACCAAUUUAAGUAAGUUUAUAAGUAAAUGUAUCUACUACUAAAAUCAGAUUAAUAUUGCAAAUUCAACUCAUUUGAACUUGUGUAUUCCUCAUUACUAUGGACCUAGCUACAGACGUAUAUGUUAUGACAUGAUAUCUAUUUUUAUAAACCUUUUUAAAUGUUCCAAAGUGGUACCAAGUCCAAACCCCACUGCUCUGUCGAAUGCAAACAGUCUCUAUCAGUCUACAUGGUGCUGCCUGCGAUUUUUCACUUUCAUAACUCAAAAACAAUCGACUUUUGACAACACUUUUGGUGCCUCUUAUUACAUUGUAUUUAAUGUAUGUAAUAGCUACAGUAGUGCCUUGAUAAUUCACAAGAGUAAACCUUAUUAGUCUAUACAAGGUCAGUCCAGGAAGUAAUGAGAAUGAGAGAUCCAAAAAUGUUUAAAUGGUAAGUUAGUAGUCGGGUCUGUGGAGAGGCGAGCCAGCUCACAGUCAGGAUGCUUGUUUUUUAAUGCUUUUUAAUGGAACAAAAAGAACUGUAAUCAAUGUAUAACUAUAGUCUAUAAUCUAUUAAUGGAAGCUGUUGAAAAAUUGCAAAAUUCUGGGUCGUGAUAUAGAAUUGGCCAAAAAGAUUCUAUUGUAAUGGAGUAGUAUCAGCAGAUAAGAAAGAAAUACAUAAACAGGGCACAUUUAUGUGUUUUAAUGGACCUUUAAACAAAUACUACAGUUUUGUUUUAAGGUCCAUUGAAACAAAACAAUAGUAUCGUUUUAUAGUUUUGUUUUAAUGAACCUUUUUUGAAUAGUUUUAUAAUCUUUUCUUGAUGUUUUAAGCUAAUAUGAGAACACAUGGUGGCAAUAUUAAAAAAAACAACAACUUCAAAUUCAUAUUGAAAAUCAGUCAGUGUUUUUAUUAAAGGUGUUUUAGUUUGUCAACACUGUCUCAGAUCUGUACUUCCUGGACUUACCUCGUAUAGGCAGCAAACUGAAGAUGUCCUAUUUAUAGCUUGCUUUACUUGUAUCCUUUAUGUAAGUCAUGUCUUAUGCUACAAGUGUUACGCCUCAUUACGCACUCAGACUAAUUGGUCCUUGUGAGUUUUGCUCAUCUCGAUGAAAUGAUUAUGAACCCCCGUGUACGCUAACGACCUAUUCACCUCCCUUCUCCUCAUAUUAGCUGCACAAAUCAUAAAUGUAAUCAGAGGAUGGGAAAGUUAUGCAUACGUUACCUGAUGAUUUGUCCUGUGCACCUGGUCUGCAUACAAACUCAGACUGUGAGAUCUGCCUUGGGCGUAAACAGCAGCUCCUCCAAAGCUAUAGCUGCUUUUUCAGCUCAGAAAAUACCACAACAGCUUUGAAAUAGAGCUGUGCAGGUAUCGAAAAUGCAUCGAAUUUUUUUGGAAUUGAAUGUUGCUAAAUUUAGGUUGUCAGCUCUCUGUCUCUGUAUUGUGUCCUCUGCUUUCUUUGUGUGUAUUGUGUGUCCAUUAUCAUACAAAUUGAUUUGAUUUAAUUUAUUAUGAAUGUUGAUUAAUUUGAAUAUCAAUAAUUAUUUCAACAUAUUGACACAAAGAGUGAACUCUAUCCUGUACUGUAUUCACUUCAACUUUAAUAUGCUAAUCGAUAAUAUUCAAAUACUGGUUUUAUUAUUAACCAAAUUAUCUUUUUGGAAAAUGACAUAUUAAAGUACUAAUGUAGCCUGUACUAUUUUAUUCACAAAUAACAAUCUUCUGCAAUUGGUAUAUGAAUCUAAUCUACUAAUCCUGUUUUUAUACCUAUAACAAAAUGUGUCAUGUAUUUCAGUGGUUUGAACUGGUCUACUACUUUUACUACUGCUAUUACUACUACUACUAUUACUGCUGUUGCUACUACCGCUACUACCACUACUACCACUACCACUACUACCACUCCUGCUACCACUACUACUACUACUGGUCAAAUGGGAGAUACUUUUCUCAGCCUGUAGACAAUAGUUGUCUUAUGUUUGAAUUCAUAUUUAUAUUAUUUAUAUCCAAGUCCGCACCUCUAUUUGAAAAUACCUGAAUGGAACUGACUGACCAAAGAUACCAAAUAAGUGUACUGUCAAAUGUAGUCAUUUAUUUAAGAAAAAUACUCUCCAAGUAAAUGUGUGUAUUUAUUUCCAGCAUGUGUGACUGUUUAGUUCUGGUGUGUUCUAUGUGAUCCUUUAAGCCGUCAUGUUUCUUAUUGUAAGUAAAGUCUUAAUUUUCAAAACAGAUAAUUAUAUCGAUCAUUAAAUUCUUUGAUUUUCUGUUUCGUUGCACUUUGAUCUCGCUGUGGUCAGUAUGUUCACACCAGCCUGGCCAACCACCAUUUUGAAUAUGUCAGUAAAAGUAUUUGGAUCUGACAACAAAUCGGUAUAAUAUCUAAUACUGUACUUUAUUUCAUGGUAUCAAAAAGCAUGUAUCAAUACUCCAAAAAUGAACAGCUGACCCUAUUUUAAAAUAUUAUGUCCCUCUGUUCAAUUUCAUAAAUAAAUAAAUAGACAUGUUAUAUAUAAUAGUCUGACCUCUCUAUGCACUGUAAAUUUAAAUGGUGAAAUACAUGUUAAAAAAAAAAAAAAGUAUAAAUACUCUUACUUUAAAGCUGUACUAUGUAACUUUUACUACAAAUUAUAUUAAAUGCCAAACUAAACAAAAUGGUCAAACUGGAGUAUACACGCUAAUGUGGACACUACGCACAUUGAUGAUUUGUUGUCACUUGCCAAAACCCUCUUAAUUUGUGUGUGUGUGUGUUUAAAGUUAGCGGCUAAUGCUAAAUCCUAAAUGCAUUAUGGUCUGCUGAGCUUGAAUGCAGCCCUGUUGUUUACAGAUGUUAAAGGGUCUAUCUUCAGAGUAUCAUUGUGUUUUGUGCUUUUGAGGCUUUAUAUUUGGUUUGUGCUUUUAAGGAACAUUUUUCAGUGUUUUUUUUUGUGUGCAUAUUCUUCUGUUCAACUGCAAAUAAACAAAUACAUUUCCUAC